GGACCGCAGCACAUCGCGGGCAGCCCCUUCAAGGCCAAAGUCUCUGGUCCUCGUCUCUCCGGCGGACACAGUCUUCACGAAACGUCGUCCGUCCUCGUGGAAACCGUCUCGAAGACCUCCUCGAUGGGGGGGCCCUUCGCCUCGUUACCCAAGUUUACUUCAGACGCCAGUAAAGUAAUCUCUCGAGGCUCCGGACUCUCCAAGGCCUUCGUGGGUCAGAAGAACACGUUCACGGUCGACUGCACCAGCGCAGGAACCAACAUGCUGAUGGUGGGCGUCCACGGCCCCAAGGCGCCCUGCGAGGAGGUUUACGUGAAACACAUGGGCAACAGGAUGUACAACGUGACGUACACCGUGAAGGAGCAGGGCAGCUACAUCCUGAUCCUGAAGUGGGGCGACGACCACGCGCCCGGCAGCCCCUUCCACGUCACCGUGCCCUGAGCCUGAAGCUCUGAAGACACAACGACUGAAGACACAAAGACUGAAGACACAAAGACUGAAGACUGUCCACUUUCUGUUUCAGACCACAGCCCUCACACUCUCUCUGCUUCCCUCUUCUUCAUCAGUUAGCAUCUCGUUAGCAUCAGUUAGCACUUCAUUGGCCUCAGUUAGCAUCUGGUUAGCAUCAGUUAGCAUCUCGUUAGCAUCUCGUUAGCAUCAGUUAGCACUUCACUGGCCUCAAUUAGCAUCUGUUUAGCAUCAGUUAGCAUCUCGUUAGUAUCUCGUUAGCAUCAGUUAGCACUUAAUUGGCCUCAGUUAGCAUCUGGUUAGCCUCAGUUAGCAUCUGGUUAGCAUCAGUUAGCAUCUCGUUAGCAUCUCGUUAGCAUCAGUUAGCACCUCAUUGGCAUCAGUUAACAUCUCGUUGUUAGUAUUUUGUUGCUCCAGUUACUAAUGUUUAGAUUCUAGUAUUUGGUGCCACGAGUAAACACCUCGUAAUUACAUAAUAUUAUAUAAUCUUCCGGCUUCAGGAACUAGCCUAAACGCUGAAAUGUGUGUUUAGUUGAUCUCAAACUCGACCACUGACCUCGGACGGUAUCAGCUUUGCUCUGAUUGGAUGAAACUCUCAGGAUUUCUCGGGAUAUUUCUGGAUAAGCUGUGGCUGUGAGAGUGUGUAUCUUCCCGUCAGGAGUGUGUGUUAAACCCAGUGUGUUGUGACAGGAAGUGAUGUCGGAGGGUCAGAUGUGACUUCAGAUUUUAUUUAUUCUCAGACCCCCCCCUCUCAUCUGAUUUUCUUUGACAGAAAAUGGUCAACGAGCCGGAUGAUGAUUUUGUAUUUUUGCCACAGGAAGUCGUGCGGUGAAGCGGUCGUUUUUUUUCGUGGAUGUUGCAGAGAGACGGGAUAUUACAGAGUGACAUUUUAUAGUGAUUUUUGUAUCAGAAUAAAUGAACUGUUUGAUAUGUUAUUUGUGAUUAAUAACCCCCACCUGGCGAGAUUGUGCAGGCAUAAUAAAGUUUAUCGCUGACUUGCCACAA
Notothenia coriiceps (black rockcod) is the source of this 1473-nucleotide messenger RNA. Its product is annotated as filamin-C-like. Gene Ontology annotation, molecular function: actin filament binding. The annotation marks the transcript as partial. The transcript has 3 exons. NCBI's taxonomy places the organism in Eukaryota, Metazoa, Chordata, Actinopteri, Perciformes, Nototheniidae. Gene Ontology annotation, biological process: actin cytoskeleton organization. The record is from RefSeq and is a predicted model, not a curated record.